AUGCAGUGGACUGAAAUGGUAUACGUGGUUCUGAUGAUCAGCUCUAGCCUUCUCUCUGUGUGUGGAAAUACUGUGCUGCUCCUUGUGUUGCUGCUCAACAGGAACCUACAAACAGAGACAUGGAUUCUGACACUCAGCUUCAAUGUGUGCGAUCUAGCUCUGGGCCUAUCCACCAUCCCCUUCGGAGCCCAUAACAGCCUGUUCCGGCCGCAGGGCUACUCCAGCAGCAGUGUACUGUGCCAGGGCAGCGCUUUCUUCUUUAUGCUACUCCAGCUGGCCUCUGUCCACUCCCUCACCUGGGCCACCGUUGACAAGUUCACAGAGAUCUGCUUCGCUCUAAACUACGCAAAUAUCUUCACAGCACACAGGACUAGAAUCAUUCUAGGCAUCAUUUGGACAUACUCGCUUGUGAACGCGGUUCUGCCACUGACUGGCUUUGGGAGCUACAGUUACAGCAGCAGCAGGUUCCUCUGUGCUCCAAGCUUCAAGCCUGCUUGUACAGGCUUUAAUAUGCUCUUCAUAGUAUUGGGAAUUAUUGUUCCCAUUUUGGCAAUGUGCGUCAUGUAUGGAUACAUAGUGUACGUAGCAAGAAAUCAAGUACGGCGAGGGACGUUCGUUUGCAACGAGCAGCACUGCUUUUACGUUCCUGCCAAUAAUUACUUCAAGAGCUCUAUAGUCAUGGUAACAACAAUAGUGUGCCUGCUUAUUUGCUGGCUGCCUUACAUCACCAUCUGCUUCUACGAGACCCUGACCGGGAGCGAGAGUCCUCAGCCUGCCUCUGCUGUCGCCACAUGGCUAGUGCUGUUCACCUCCGCACUCAACCCGUGGAUCAACUCCAUGACCCAGACGAGGUACAGAGCCGCCCUACGCAGGAGCUUGAAAAAAAUCCGGCAGGCGUUAGAGCGUGCCUGCAAAAAGCCCCUCCCCAGGAGCACAUCUACACAGGCGAGCAGCAAGAGUCACGGCUGCCCAUCCGCAACGCCCAGCGCACCUCCAGCAUCACAAACACACGAUGAGCCUCUCCACGAGCCUACGGAGAGCUGAGCACGUCCAGUGUCACACCUCUGGCUGAUGUGGGAACAAUCCGAAGAGAAUAAAAAGAAUGACUGUUCUACAGAAACAGCUGCGUGAGUAAUUUAAUGGACCUGGUGGGAUU
Molecule: messenger RNA, 1156 nt
Organism: Astyanax mexicanus (Mexican tetra)
Lineage: Eukaryota; Metazoa; Chordata; Actinopteri; Characiformes; Acestrorhamphidae
Product: adenosine receptor A3
Exons: 3
Coding region: 1-1044 (347 amino acids)
Biological process (GO): G protein-coupled receptor signaling pathway
Cellular component (GO): membrane
Molecular function (GO): G protein-coupled receptor activity
Source: RefSeq, a predicted model, not a curated record